Messenger RNA from Moesziomyces aphidis, 861 nucleotides. The record is from the annotation of a GenBank genome assembly. NCBI's taxonomy places the organism in Eukaryota, Fungi, Basidiomycota, Ustilaginomycetes, Ustilaginales, Ustilaginaceae.
AUGAGUGCGGAAGGGUCCUCCCUGUACGGCGGCGGCGGCGGUGGUCUGUCUGUGCCCACGAGCGAUGCAGCUUCGCCGUGCAACGUUGGCGCAUACGGCAGUGCGACUUCGCCAUCGACUGCCUCGCUCUCGCCCUCUUCCGGCACCGUAUCGGUAGGCAAGGGCACCUGUCGCAGCUCGCCUGGCAGUGUGGCUAACCUGCUUGCGCUGACGGAGCUGCGCAAGGCCGCGUGGGCGCGCAUCUACACGAGCGGAAUCUCGACUGGCGACGCAGCGAUCUCAACCACGCGCAUUCCAUCGUGGAAGCAAUUCGACGCACUCAUGAUCCGGCGCCACCGUCACAUCGCCGUCGAUCCUCGCGACAAUCGUACACUGGGUUGGAUUGCGUGCUUCCACCCAUACCCGCAACAUGCGUGUCUGUACGACGAUGCCGACGCCCCCUCGCACCCCACGGUCGACGGGAGGGAAGGCCGCGUUGCCGAGAUCCAAAUCAUGAUUGCCGAGGCCGAACGUCGUCGUGGGGUGGGAGCGUUUCUGGUCAAGGCACUGCUGGCGCUGCUCGGGGCCGAUACGAGGUACUCGACCGUGCAGGCGAGCUUCUUCCCCGAAAACAAGGCGUGCUUCAAACUGCUCGAGCGGUGCGGAUUCGAAAUGGCCGCCACAAGGCGCAACGUCGCAAAGAUGCUCGAUGGUCCGCGCGCAGGCGAUUGGAGAGACCUCGUCACCAUGGAACUCAAGCUACCUCCAUUGCCCACCCUUCCCACCCCGGCAGCCCACCCCAACCGCACGCUUUCGCCCACGUUCGAAUUAGACUCCACCAUCGAUCCAACUGCGAUCCAAAAGCGUCCCCGCCUCGAAUAG